AUGGAUCUAUUACCGGCUGCCACUCAUGUCCAAGACUACCGCCCACAACACGAGUGUUGGCGAAUCCAGAAUAUCCCCACCUCUUGGAGCGUAACCAAGCUCCUACGGAUGCUACAAAAGCAAGAUGAGUCCCUCGGUAACCUGGAAGAACAGUGCAUCUCCCUCUACCCGUCCUACACUCGUAGCUCACAAACGGCGUUGCUGAGCAUGAAGCCGUUGCCCCAGUACUUUCAAGAGCUGGAUCCUGACGAGUCACAUGUCCUCAUACUAGAGGAGAUACCUGAGGCGGGGAGCAGGCGGGAGGAUGUUUUCCUAAGUCUAGAUUGCCAUUUUCGUGGGCUAACUCCGCUGAAUGUGCCAAUUGGAGACAACCUAGUCGACAUUGUAGCAGUAACAGGCCUUGGCGGACAUGCCUUUGAGUCGUGGCAAAGCCGGCAGAGCGACCAGAUGUGGCUGAAAGACUUUCUCCCUUGCAGCAUCCCCGAGAACAUCCGUAUUCUGACGUACGGCUACAACUCCAGCCUUACCAAGCCGGGGAAACGUUCAAUGGUCGAUUACCGGCGGGGUUUUGUGCAGGUCCUGUCAAACGCGCGGUCAGCAGCGGAGGAACGCGCAAGACCUCUAAUUUUCAUAGGGCAUAGUCUAGGCUGCAUUCUGAUUGCGCAGGCACUACUUCAGGCGCAGAACAACCGCUCGGACAGCCAUAUUCUUGACAGCACACGUGUUGCAUUUCUCUUUGGCGCACCACAUGGAGGACAAAAGGUGGAUGACCUCGUCUCAAUGGUUAAAGACAUCACCUCGUCAUCGUCCUCUAGCCAGCAGUCCAGAAGACUUCGACUGCUCGAGCAUCUCCGCGAGGACUCCGAUUUCCUGGACGACCAGAGAGAAAGGUUGAUCUCUAUCUGGGAGAAGAUGAAGAUAAUCAGUUUUUAUGAAAAACGAGAUACCAAGACUGUUAAGAAGAAUGUGGCUGGGGAGUGGGAGAGGACGGGAGGGGCGGCGCGCUUAGUCCAGGGUUUCUCAUCAUUAUUGUACUUGAAGCAAGAGUCCCGGUACGCAAUCGAUGAAGACCAUAUCAAUAUGGUCAGGUUCGUGCUGCCCACGGAUAAGCACUAUGAGUGUGUGUCCAAGGUAAGAAUGAGCAGCCGCAGCAUCACAGGAAUGGCCUAA
Messenger RNA from Morchella sextelata, 1170 nucleotides. RefSeq lists its product as uncharacterized. NCBI's taxonomy places the organism in Eukaryota, Fungi, Ascomycota, Pezizomycetes, Pezizales, Morchellaceae. The coding region runs from base 1 to 1170 and encodes 389 amino acids. The record is from RefSeq and is a predicted model, not a curated record. The transcript is spliced from 6 exons.